Messenger RNA from Otolemur garnettii (small-eared galago), 270 nucleotides. It is a transcript of the gene SMIM2, whose product is annotated as small integral membrane protein 2. Lineage: Eukaryota; Metazoa; Chordata; Mammalia; Primates; Galagidae. The record is from RefSeq and is a predicted model, not a curated record.
AUGCCAGCCAGGCUGGCUCUAGGGGUGGUGGAGAAAACACAUGGCCCUGCCGUUAGCAUCCUGUUUGGUUUCUGGAUGAAUUUCAUCUGUGACACCUACAUAGUCCUUGCUUGGAACAGCGGGAUAAAAAGCGGCCCUGGUGUUCACGCCUCUUCUGAUGAGCCACACACCAGAACGCAGCAGAACAGAAGCCACGCAAAGGAGGACCAGAGUCAGGUGGCAGAGCAGGUGACAUCGCCACUCACAGCUCUUUGCAGGCAGCUAUUUUAA